AGCAGUCAUUCCAAAACUAGGUUAGAUUACGAAAGGUACAGUUUUACGAACUGUUUAUCAAAGCGAUAAGCUGAUAACAAUAGAGCAACAAAACGUAUUAAGUACUAAACGAACAUUUUUAAUGCAAAUAAUAUUGAUUUUAACUGAUAAAUAAUACGGGAAUGCACGAAUGUAGUUAAUUUUGUGCGCUCAGUUUGGUUGCAGCGUCAGUAACUCAGUUGCGCUUGAGAGUUGAGUUGCCUGACACAAACAAUCCCUGAGGUGGAACGAGCGUGCUUUUGUUCACGAGAUAUAAACAAGUCACAUAUCUCUACUAUGUGAAUAGGAAACAAUGGCUCUAUCAUCGAAUUGUUGGAAAUAUCUUGUGCUCACAUUCAAUGUUUUAUUUGCGGUGUCAGCAGUUGUCCUAUUUGGUGCCAGUGGGUUUCUUUUAUAUCGUUUGUUUAUCUAUCGCCACUUUAUUGGAAUAAAUGUAGAAUAUCCAGCUAUUCUGCUUCUCAUGAUGGCAAUUAUAUCAUGCUCAAUUGCUUGGAUUGGAUGGCGGACGACGAAGUCCAUGCAUCAGAUUCAUAUAAUUAUGGCGGGAGUUUUAAUAGUGCUAGUUGUUGUGAUCGAGUUUGCGUGCUUUGUAUGGGCAAUGGUAGUGUGGGACAACAUUGAGAUUGACAUCAAGACCGCUAUGACCUCCUAUUUUGUGGAGACUAAUUAUAAUAAGGAAACCAACUCAGACACAAUACGAUGGGACAGACUUCAUGUCAAGUUUCAAUGCUGUGGUGUAAGCGGUCCUACAGACUACAGCUCGACAGGACACCUGCCGUAUUCAUGCUGUGGUCAGGGUCCCCUCGACUCCAUACAGCAACAGCCAUACACCUCGGACUGCAGUGCCUUCUACAAGCGGGGCUGCGGAAACCAGAUCCACGAGUACGCUAAGCAGCAACUGCUGUUUGUUGCUAUGACGGCUCUGGUAGCGUCUGUGCUGCAGAGCACCGGGAUAUUCUGCACGUUCUUCCUUGCACACGCCAUUCGAGAAAGAAGACGGGCGUCAAUACGAACGUCAACGAUCGCCCGGGACGCGACAUUUGCCGCCCCGGACGACACACUCUUGGCUUCACCCACUGCCCCUAUCUCUUUGCCAAAAUAUUAACUUAUUCAUUAGAUAUAAGAAUAGGUUGUGUUUUAUAUUUUAUAAGAUAAACUAUUAAUAAUAAUUAAUGAUGCUCCAAAUUUCGAAAUAUUUUUAAAUGAUAUGGACUUUAAAAACAUAUUAUAGAAAAAGUUUAUAUUAAAUUAAUAAUAAGUACCUAUAAAAUAAAAUAGAAUAUUUAUUAUUAAUAAUUACUUGCUUUUAAGUGUAACGUCUUGACAAAAGAGUAUUGCAUUUAAAGAUCGCGAUAUCAGAGUCAUACAUUAAUUCCGGACUGCCUCGAGGUUCCAAUUAUUUGUAUAUGCGAAACAUUGUUGUUUGCUAUCAAAUUCAAUUUCACAUAUUUUAUAUUCAAAUUAGAAUUUUGAAUCACUUAUAGACGUCAAAUAAUACCACCCAUUCGACGCCCCACAGAAGAAGAAGGGGCACAAGAACAAGGGGAACAAGAAACACAGUGGGCCUCUCCUAAAUGUUUUUUUAAUUAUUUAUUAUUAUUAACAUAUUAAUUUAUUAAUAAUUAAAUAGCCUGACGAUGGUCGCUCGUUUCCAAAUAUGUGGUAAAAUUAAAAUAUUCAUUUAUGUUA
Molecule: messenger RNA, 1728 nt
Organism: Leptidea sinapis
Lineage: Eukaryota; Metazoa; Arthropoda; Insecta; Lepidoptera; Pieridae
Product: 23 kDa integral membrane protein-like
Exons: 5
Coding region: 332-1144 (270 amino acids)
Cellular component (GO): membrane
Source: RefSeq, a predicted model, not a curated record